AUGGCGCUGAGAGAAUCCACAGAAGAUGGGUCGCAGCUGGAGGACGGGGAGUGCACCUCCGGAGUGACCCCUAGGCGAAAGAGACAGGUUUGCACUUCAGUCUGCAGCACCGCUUCGGACAGCUGCUCUGCUGAGUGCGCACGCGUGGACUCAGACUGCGGAGACGCGCGCGGGGACCACAACUCCCGAAGUACCCCGCGUCUUCGCCCCGGCGACGGCUGCUCUUUGCCAGUGCGCACGCGCUGGCUCAGCGAAGCCCCCGGGGCAGGGACCACAACUCCCAGAGUGCUCCGCGCUCUUGCCGCAGCCGCCGCCGCCGCCGCCGCAGACACCAAGAUGGCCGGGAGACUCACCGCCUUCCUCAAGGAUGUCUGGGCCAAGGAGCCGGUGCUGGUCGCGUCCUUCACCAUCGGGGGCCUCGCUGUAAUUCUGCCCACCAUCAGCCCCUUCACCAAAUACGCCACCAUGAUCAACCAGGUCACGCCCUACACCUAUCCAGUGCCCCUCCGAGAUGAUGGGAACAUGUCCGACGUGCCCAGCCACCCCCAGGACCCUGAGGGUCCAAGCUUGGAGUGGCUGAAGAAACUGUGAGCACCUCCGGUGAUGCGGAGGAGGCCCCCUCCCCUGUGGCCAAUAAAAUGUGAAAAGCGA
Hyaena hyaena (striped hyena) is the source of this 651-nucleotide messenger RNA. It is a transcript of the gene NDUFA3, whose product is annotated as NADH:ubiquinone oxidoreductase subunit A3. The coding region runs from base 1 to 591 and encodes 196 amino acids. The transcript is spliced from 5 exons. NCBI's taxonomy places the organism in Eukaryota, Metazoa, Chordata, Mammalia, Carnivora, Hyaenidae. The record is from RefSeq and is a predicted model, not a curated record. Gene Ontology annotation, cellular component: mitochondrial inner membrane.